AUGAUACAGCGCGGGCACGACUCGUUUGUUCCCGAUCGGCAAGCGGAUGUCGGAUCGGAGUCGGUUCAAGGACGGCCAGCCCGAGCGCAAACAGGACAGAGAGAACGGAGGGAAGACGAGACGGCGGCAAGGCCUGCGGCAGCAGGUUGUACUCCAACUCAUUUUUGGGCGCCACGGCUAGUUCCGUCCAUAUGCAUGGAAGUUGCACGAGGAGGCGUCGGCCUAGCACGUCUUGGGCGCCGCCCUUUUGCGAUGCACAACUGCAGCAUCGUUGCAGACCGAUGCGGCGCGCCGUCGGCAGGCGAACCGUUGUCGAACCCUCGCGCUAAUGGAACGGGCAAAGAGGCUGCACGCGCGGGGAGCUGA
This is a messenger RNA of Purpureocillium lilacinum, 366 nucleotides long. The record is from RefSeq and is a predicted model, not a curated record. NCBI's taxonomy places the organism in Eukaryota, Fungi, Ascomycota, Sordariomycetes, Hypocreales, Ophiocordycipitaceae.